This is a messenger RNA of Anarrhichthys ocellatus (wolf-eel), 5102 nucleotides long. RefSeq names its product SMAD family member 10a (gene smad10a). Gene Ontology annotation, molecular function: I-SMAD binding; DNA-binding transcription factor activity, RNA polymerase II-specific; RNA polymerase II cis-regulatory region sequence-specific DNA binding. Bases 402 to 2237 code for a protein of 611 amino acids. Gene Ontology annotation, cellular component: heteromeric SMAD protein complex. Gene Ontology annotation, biological process: SMAD protein signal transduction; anatomical structure morphogenesis; cell differentiation. The record is from RefSeq and is a predicted model, not a curated record. NCBI's taxonomy places the organism in Eukaryota, Metazoa, Chordata, Actinopteri, Perciformes, Anarhichadidae. The transcript is spliced from 13 exons.
GAAAACUACUACGUUAUUGGCCGAAAACGGAUUCCCAGUGAGACCUGACCGCCUAUUGGUUGCAGCAUGUCGAGACACUGACGCGCACGACGUCUCCCUUCUAUUGUUAUUGUGGCGUGCGCGAGUGGAACAGACAGGAUGCACGAGGAGACAGUAGGGCUGAUAAAAGGCUAAAACAACCGAGAAACAUCAAGCUAGCACAGUGCAACGUACGAGGAAUAAACAUUAGCUCGGUCCAUUGCAGGGCUUUAGAACAACGAGCCCUGGAACGCAGAGCAGCACCCAGGUCUGAUGCAAAGAGUAUGAACACAGAUAGCAGCUCUGGUCAACACACAACACGUACAGCUAUCUAGAGUACAACAGCGAUCUUUUUGUCCAACUUCUUCUCUCAACUCUGGCUGAUGUGGUCUGAUUCUGAGCUGGGCCAUCAUGAUGCCAGUGAACUUUCUGGUCACUCAUUGGCUGACCAACUUAAUACCAGCAGCAUCAUGUCAGUGAACCCUCCAAGCAGUAAUGACGCCUGCCUCAGCAUCGUCCACAGCCUCAUGUGCCACCGGCAGGGCGGAGAGAACGAGGGCUUUGCUAAGCGGGCCAUUGAGAGCCUGGUGAAGAAGCUGAAGGAGAAGAAAGACGAGCUGGACUCGCUCAUCACCGCCAUCACCACCAAUGGUGUCCAUCCCAGCAAGUGUGUCACCAUCCAGAGGACACUGGACGGACGGCUGCAGGUGGCAGGGAGGAAAGGUUUUCCUCAUGUCAUUUAUGCACGGCUGUGGCGCUGGCCUGACCUCCACAAAAAUGAACUCAAGCAUGUCAAGUUCUGCCAAUACGCCUUUGACCUGAAGUACGACAAUGUAUGUGUCAACCCCUACCAUUAUGAGAGGGUGGUGUCACCAGGCAUCGUUGGUCUCAGCCUUCAAAAUACAGCAGCACCAGGCAGCCUGAUCAAAGAGGAAUACAUCCAUGACUGUAUACAGAUGGACCUCCCACCAGGCAUGCCUCUGUCUGACCACCAAGCGGCCAUGAAGCUUCCUCCUCCAGACCUCUAUGGCCAGCCCUUGCAUCCCCCGCAGCUGUCCUCUGAAUCUCAUGGACCCCCCCCUGUCACUAGAUACACCAACCUGCCUGUCUCACCUAAAGGCUCCGGCUCCGGCUCCAUGCUACCGCUCCAGGGAGGACACGGUGACGGCCGUCUCCAAACCGCUUCCCCACAGGCUCAAGUCAUGACCUCGGCACCACGACCCCAGACCCCAACCCAGGCCCCUCCUCAGCAACAGGCUGCCCAGCAACCCUCACAGCCCCCCCACCCACAACAACCCUCCCUACCUCCCUCUCACGUGCAUGGACAGAACGGUUACAGCAGCAAUAAACACUCUCAGAGCCAGGCUGCCUUCCACACGGUUUGGACAGGCAGCAGCACAGCCUCCUACACUCCCAUAGGACCCCAGCAGAACGGGCGUGGUCAUCAUCCAAACCACCAUUGGUCUCAGCAUCAUGGCUCAGCCUCUUUCCCUCCUUCUGUGUCCAACCAUCCAGGACCAGAGUUUUGGUGCUCUAUCUCCUACUUUGAAAUGGACGUUCAGGUGGGUGAGAUGUUCAAGGUGCCCUCCAGCUGCCCCGUAGUAACCGUGGACGGUUAUGUUGACCCGUCAGGAGGCGAUCGCUUCUGCCUCGGACAGCUGAGUAACGUCCACCGCACAGAUGCAAGUGAAAGAGCCAGGUUGCACAUAGGUAAAGGCGUGCAGCUGGAGUGUCGUGGGGAGGGCGAUGUGUGGAUGCGUUGUAUGAGCGACCACGCUGUGUUUGUUCAGAGCUACUACCUCGACAGGGAGGCAGGCCGAGCACCAGGUGACGCUGUGCACAAGAUCUACCCCGGAGCCUACAUCAAGGUGUUUGACCUGCGGCAGUGCCACAGACAGAUGCAGCAGCAGGCAGCGACGGCUCAGGCUGCAGCUGCUGCACAGGCAGCCGCCGUGGCAGGAAACAUUCCCGGUCCAGGCAGCGUCGGAGGCAUUGCACCUGCAGUUAGUCUGGCUGCAGCAGCGGGGAUCGGUGUGGAUGACCUGAGGCGCCUGUGUAUCCUGCGGCUCAGCUUCGUGAAGGGCUGGGGGCCCGACUACCCUCGGCAGAGCAUCAAACACACGCCCUGCUGGGUGGAGGUCCACCUGCACCGCGCUCUGCAGCUUCUGGAUGAGGUGUUGCACACCAUGCCGUUGGCAGACCCAGGGCCUGCUAACUGAGGACCAUGACCUUGUUCAAAUUCCAAUCUGGAUUCUAUGAAUGUGCACACACAGGCACACAUGUUGCCAAAUAUGCUAUCUAAUUGAUCCACAAAGCAAAUCAAUGGAAAAGCUGGUGUUGAUGGUUUUUCCAAUGCUUUACUCCAUAAUCUGAAGUCAAACACAAGGGAGGUGGAGCUCUGAAGGUAAAGAUUCUGAUUCUGACCAACUUGUCUGUCCUGAAGACAUUCAUAUGCACUGUAGAAAUCCAGGGAUGUGUUUCAGAAAUCCAGCUCCUCUAUAUGCAAUUUGGAUGUCUUUCAAUAGUAGGAGACACAUUCAUUCAUGGAAUGAACACACAGAUGUAUAGAAAGUUAUCCAGGAGGGAAACCACAGAAAGAGAACUGCAUACCUCUGGAGAUGCUGUCAGUAAACUCACACUGAACACAAACAACAUUACAGUUCUCUUUACAUCUUCUCAACAACAGAGCUGAUGUAGAGGAGUAAGACAACCCGUAUUAUGUCAUCUCUGUGCUUGUGCUGCGCUCUUCACUGUAUGUUGAUCUAAACUGUUAGCAUUGAUAGCUGUUUAGCCCUCUUAUUAUGCUCAGCUCAAGCUAUAUUAUUUUUGUACCAAAAGGCUAAAAAGCCAAAAACAUUUAGCUUUAAAGUAGUGUUGUUGUACUUUGUAAUGAAACAGUGCUACCCUGUAUGUAACCAAAUGGUUGGUGUAAAUCACCGAAGCCAAAAUACCUCAUAACUACAGUGCAAAGUCACAUUCGUUUUACGCCUAAAGCGCACACACUUUGUUCAUCACUGACAGGCUGAAGUCAAUCAAUGGAGCCCUCUGAUAGGAUUCUGACUACAACACUCCCUAAGCUUUGUAUUUAUUGAGCUCUAUAAUGUCCCGUGCUGUGAUGUGCAGUAGCAGUACUAGAUAAGUUGACUGAUACGUGUUUCUGUGGAACAUUAGCUAUACUCUACAUGUCACAGCAGAAAGAAGUUGUAACGAUUGAUGGAAAACAACCAUCAGCAGCUCCAGAGAUAGAAGCCUGAGUCUGUCCUCUGGUCUGUUCUCUGAGCAUAUCAUCCCUUACAGUGGCUUCACUGAACUCUGGGUUGGCUUCUUUAAAUGUGGCUCAACCAAUUCACACUGUAACUGCUGUCAUCAGGCUAAAAUAAGGCUGUUUAUUCUUAUCAAACUAAUUCAUUUGGAAGAGGUUUGAGGAUUGAUUUCUUCAUCCCGGACUAAUUAAGUAACAAUGUGCUCUUAUUUUGAAAUAAAGGCAAAAUGAGUAGAGAGUUAAAGCCAUAAACAGCAGUGAUAUGAUUGGUUGAGUGCUCAUCAUAUGGUUCCAGUUACAUGAGGUAGGUGUGUUGCACAGGUGUAAAACAGUAGAUGUGACAUUAGGUCUAUAACUAUUAGAAUAAUCGUCAUCUUACCUGGGUAUUGUUUCAAUCGCCACCAAUGGACAGCAGCUGGCUGUCUGCUGUGCAGCACUAACUGACUUUACCAGAAGGACCACAGAGACCAGGGAGGCUGGCAGCACCUCCCAGACGCCAGGAGAUGACACAUUUCAUGUUUGAGUCAACUAAAACUACAAAAAAGUUAGUGAACUUUAAAGUCAGCUAGCGAGUAACACACCAGCAGUUUGAAGUCAAAGUUGUUGCUGAUUGCUAGCUCUCAACCGGAUUAAUCUGUUCUCUAAACAGAUAAGUUAUAGCCAGCAGACAUUGCUUUAAUGUUAGCUACGCUAACCGAGCUCAAAAGUAACAUCUAGUAACGCUAACGUGAAAAGAAAGUUAUUAAUAUUACACUAACAUUGAAGCACCUCCAUGCCAAUGAAGUGUAAAGUAAACAUAUAACAUGUUCAUUACAAAGAGAAGUGCUUGUAAUCCCAUUUCAUAAUAUCUCAAGACAAACAUCAGCCGACAUAAUUAGAGGCGGAGGAGUCACGUUAACAUUACAUGUUCACCCAAAUCACCUUGAAUCCUGCAAUUAAUCAUCAUUUAUUAACAUCACUUAUUAUCCGAUUUUCCUUUCAGUGAAGCAAAUAAAGAAAUAAUCCAUAUCUUGGUCAGUAAAGUAAUCCAGUUGGAGAAAGAAGUUUAGUACUUCAGCGGUUUCAAGCUAGGUCAAACGUGAUGUAGUAAAUUAGCCAUUCACAACACCAAAGACAGUUCUUACGUAUUAACUUCAGACAAAAUUGAAAAAAUAACGUCAUUGUCUGCAACAUAAAGACACAAUUAUGAGAAGUCGUGAUCUGUUCUCUUGGAGCUAUAACAAUUAACUUUCUACCAGAAUAUUAGUUUUUUGGUUCAUUCUAGACAGACACGGUUGUCGUUCGCUCAGUAUCUUGAAUAAAAACAGUAUUGGUGUGUUGGUAGAAAAACACAAUAAAAAGACAAUCGAAGCGUGUUUCAGGUUCCAUUUACAACAGGUUUGAAACUGGACCCAGGUAAGAUGGCGCCAUAUGGUUCCUGGAAGUGCAAGUCAUUUGAACAUGUCACAUCUACUAUUUUACACCUCCCUGUUGAACAUUAGCAGUGAAUAUAGUUUUCAUUUUUCAAGUCUAUCUUAAAGGGCCAGUGUGCAGCAUUUCGAGGAUCUAUUAGCAGGAAUGGAAUAUGAUAUUCAUAAUUAUGUUUUCAUUAGUGUAUAAGCACCUGAAAGUAAGAAUGGUAGUGUCUUCCUUAGCUUAGAGUGAGCCCUCCAUGUCUAGAUAGUGGGCGGGUCCUCUUCAUGGAGUCCAAGUCUCUUCAGUACCCAGAAUGGACUAACUAAACACAAGCUUUUGAUGUUACCUGAAGGCAGUGGCGGGCCGUGCAUUUUAUACCUGGGCCUUCACUGCUGUCCUGCAGCUGAAAUACCACCUUAUAACCACA